GUAUAGAAUGGCGGUAUCUGGCGGCUGCAGAAAGGAGUUUGUAAUUCUUCCCACAAUGCAACGCGCGCUCCGCGGGAAACCAAAAUGGCGAAGGACUGUUAUGGAACCGGGCUGCUGCUGUGCCGCUGGUAACCGCAGACCCGACGGUCAGGAACGUGUUCUCCCGCGAGCUGGAGGGUAAUCACCCGGUGGCAAAUACGUUGUAGGGCUCUCUAGUGUUUUAGCGGUAGUGAACGCGCCGCACUACUGAAGAGACCGAAUGAGAAACGCUACUGUGGUGGGCAAGUCAUUGGUCCUUAAACGAUCCACAUUCCGUCGACAUCCAAAGGCUGUUGAGUCCUUGACCAAGCUGUGUGUACGGCAUGGAACGACACCUAAGAGGCAAAUAUGUAAAUUUGAAGAAGGUCAAGAUGUCCUAGCAAGAUGGUCAGAUGGAUUGUUUUAUCUUGGAACUAUCAAAAAGAUAAAUAAGUUGAAACAGAGCUGCUUUAUCUUAUUUGAAGAUAGCUCAAAAUCGUGGGUACUCUGGAAAGACAUACAGACAGGAGCCAUUGAAAGUGGGGAAAUGGUUUGUUCAAUAUGCCAAGAAGAAUACUCUGAUGAACCAAAUGAAAUAGUUAUAUGUGACAAAUGUGGGCAAGGUUAUCACCAGUUGUGCCACACUCCUAAAAUUGACCCCAACGUGAUAGAAACUGAUGAAAAAUGGCUUUGUCGGCAAUGUGUUUUUGCUACUACGACAAAGAGAGGAGGUGCAUUGAAAAAAGGACCCAAUGCAAAAGCCUUGCAAGUCAUGAAGCAAAGUCUGCCAUACAACUUGGAAGACUUGGAAUGGGAUAUAGGCCAUAAAACCAAUGUACAGCAAUGUUACUGCUACUGUGGAGGUCCAGGAGACUGGUAUUUAAAGAUGCUUCAGUGCUGCAAAUGUAAACAAUGGUUCCACGAGGCCUGCGUGCAAUGUUUGGAAAAACCUAUGCUCUUUGGUGACAGAUUUUAUACGUUUAUUUGUUCAGUCUGCAAUUCUGGACCAGAAUACCUCAAACGUCUAUCUCUGAGGUGGGUAGACAUAGCACACCUAUGCUUAUACAAUCUAAGUGUUAUUCACAAGAAGAAGUACUUUGAUUCAGAACUUGAACUCAUCACAUACAUAAAUGAUAACUGGGAUCGAAUACAACCUGGCGAGUUGGCUGACACACCAAGAUCAGAAAGAUAUGAACAUAUUUUGGAUGCAUUAAAUGAAAAUAAAACCAUGUUUAUGUCUGGAAAAGAAAUUAAGAAAAAGAAACAUUUGUUUGGCUUGAGAAUUAGAGUUCCUCCAGUGCCUCCAAAUGCAGCAGUUAAAAUGGAAAAAGAAGAAAGUACAUCUCAUGAGUUCAAGAUUAAGGGCAGAAAGUCUUCAAAGGUUACACCUGUCACAAAAGAGAUUAACAAUGGAGAGGUGAAAAAGAGGAAACCCGUUGGAAGACCACCAGGUUCUCACAGGAGAAAAAUUUUGCAAAAUGAGCCAUGUGAAACUCCAGCUCUGCCAAAUAACACAGAUACCGACCCUGUAUCAGAAAAUUCAUUGUUAGAGACACCAGAUCAAAGAAGCAGGAAAACUGAGGUGACCAAUUCAUCAUCCAGUAACUCAGAUUUAGAAACCAGUGGUGCUGCCGGUGCAAAAGAAACUACCUCAUCUAUUGUUUCCAGUCCUCAGCCUGACUUCAGGAGGGUGACCCGCACAGGCCGGGCCUGGUCUGCUACGAUACCACCACAGAAAAAGAGAGGGCGCCUUCCACGAAGAGCUCUGCAGGCUCACAAUUCAGACCUUACAAAGAAUGAUGAAGACAAAGAAGAUCUGCAGCCUGCUGGACUCAAUACAGAUAUUGUUAAAAACUUGACUGAGCAGGACUUACAGUUGAAUCAUUUGAAGAAUUCCAUUACUAAUUAUUUUGGUGCUGCGGGCAGAAUAGCAUGUGGUGAAAAGUAUCGCAUUUUGGCACGCCGAGUAACGCUUGAUGGAAAGGUGCAGUAUCUUGUGGAGUGGGAUGGGGCUACUGCCUCCUGAUUUUAUUUCUCCCAUCUAUGCGCUUUGAAGAGGAAAUCUAGCUUACUGUACUGUAAGACCUUUUAUUUAAAUAGGUGACUGCAAUGCCUGUGGUGCAAAAGGUCUAAACAUGCCCACUGCUGACCCUGUGAUAGAGAAAGCCUGCUGGGGUGGUAAAUUUACUGCGUUUGUUUCACGAUUUGUGCCACUGUUUACCAGAGGGAACGCUUCUUUUAACCAAAUAUCUGCAACGGUGCACAUUUCCGAGAAUCUGGUUUACAGUAUUUCUAAUCAACAAUGUUUAGGUAUUGUGUAUGUAAUGUGGAUUUCAUGUUUAGCAAGUAUUUCCCUCUUCUCCCAAAGAGGCUUGCAUCUUAUACAUGUGCAAGUUUGUUGGGCAGACAAAGGGUUCUGUUUUUAAGUGUUGAAAAGUCAAAGUGCUACCUAAUCUGCAACCCACACCCACCCCACCAGUACUUAUGCUGAAUUGCCAUUUCUAUAAGAAAAACUUUAAAAUGGCGUACAGCAGGCUAGCUCCAGGGAUAACUCACAAGUAAAAAAGCGAAUCCGUGCCUAUGGCAACAGAGAAAACCGACAACCAAACGGAAAUAUGGUGUAGUAAAUUCAGGUUUCUCAAAUAUAACCAUGUGUUGGAAAAGAGAAAACUUUCUCGUGUCAGUUUCCCUUUAAAGAGCCUUACUCCUCCAAACCGUGCAUAAAAGCUUAUUCCAAACACCUCCACCAACUUUGUAUAUAUAGAUAGUAGUUUUACUUAUUGCUUGUAGUAUCCAAUGGUGUUCAUCCCUUCUCUGCACAGCUCUGCACAAAUAAAAUUCUUUAAAACAUUACACUCACAUUUGUUUCCAUGAGGAUAGUCACAAUCGGGCCCAAAUUUGAGUCGAAGCCACAAAGGCAUGGGCCUAGGGCGGCAAGUUGGUAGAGGUGGCGUGCUGCCCAGCCGCUUGCUGAGGAGCACUGGGGAUGCACAGGUCCCCAGUGCUCCGGUGCUCCCACUCUUGCUAGAGCGGUGCGGCCUGGCGCUAGGACCGUGCGGCCUUGGGAUGCCCACUUGAAAUCCGGCCCUGAUCACCAUAUGUACAUUUUUAGCAGGUCGCCUCCUCCUGAUGCUUUUUGUGAAACGCGUCAGGCAGAGGUGACGUCACGGUGAGCUGCAUGGGAGAAACAUGAGGGAGAGAUGCCGGAAACACGAUUCUCUCUGGAGAGAAUUGGGAAACCUGCUAAAAACUUACAUAUGGUGACUAUCCUCAUAAAAACAAAUGUGAGUGUAAUUUUUAAAAGAAUUUUUAUAUGUUUAAAUAAAAUAGUAUUGCGCUAUGGGAUUUUUGUAUUCCUAUGCUGGAGCAUAAAGGAGCUGUGCAGAGAAGAGGAGAACACCAUUGGAUACUACAUGCAAUAUAUAACUACUAUCUUGUAAGCGGGCACUUUGGCCAAAGUUGAUGGCUUUUGGAAUAAGUUUAUAUGCACAGUUUGGAGGAGUAACGGACUCUUUAACGGGAAGCCAACAAGAGAGAGUUUUCUUUUUUCCAACACAAUGCUAUUUGAGAAACCUGAACGUACCACACCAUAUUUCCGUUUCCUCUGUUGCCAUAGGCGCUGAUCUGCUUUUUUACUUGAGAUUUUUCUUGUACUGCUAAAAGGGACUGGAAAGGAUCGGCAGGAGUGAACAAAUCUAAAGGACUAAUUUUUUCUUAUCCCCUUUUAUUAUAUUUAUUUUUUAUUGUUUUAUUACUAGCUCCAGGGAUAAACACUGAAUGAUCCCAAAUACCAAACCAAA
This is a messenger RNA of Xenopus laevis (African clawed frog), 3818 nucleotides long. It is a transcript of the gene mtf2.S, whose product is annotated as metal response element binding transcription factor 2 S homeolog. Bases 260 to 2044 code for a protein of 594 amino acids. NCBI's taxonomy places the organism in Eukaryota, Metazoa, Chordata, Amphibia, Anura, Pipidae. The record is from RefSeq and is a predicted model, not a curated record. Gene Ontology annotation, cellular component: nucleus. The transcript has 15 exons. Gene Ontology annotation, molecular function: DNA binding; chromatin binding. Gene Ontology annotation, biological process: negative regulation of gene expression, epigenetic.